AUGAAAGGAUUACCUAUGGCCUAUCCUGGAACACUGGCAACAUUGGACGUGGAAAUAUUAAAAUGUGAUCCAUUGGUAACAAGUGAUUACGGUUUAAUACUUCCAUCGUCAUUGUUUACUUCAAGCGCUCGCAUCCUCAUGUAUAUGAAAGUUGACGCUUAUGGUAGAUUGAGAUUUGAGCUUAACUCUGCAAUAAUGUGCGCUAUGAACGCUGCCAACACUCACAUCGGCGUUGUAUGGGCUCCACUGAAUCGCAUCAAUAAUCAGUUUCAAAGUCUGUGGCACUUCUAA
This is a messenger RNA of Cylicostephanus goldi, 291 nucleotides long. NCBI's taxonomy places the organism in Eukaryota, Metazoa, Nematoda, Chromadorea, Rhabditida, Strongylidae. The record is from the annotation of a GenBank genome assembly.